Molecule: messenger RNA, 819 nt
Organism: Mesorhabditis spiculigera
Lineage: Eukaryota; Metazoa; Nematoda; Chromadorea; Rhabditida; Rhabditidae
Source: the annotation of a GenBank genome assembly
AUGCGAAUCCGUCUGAAUGUCUUGUUGAGCCAGAGACAAUUUUUUUGUAAUAGUUCUCCCCAGCUACAUUCGGGUACCAUGGCAAGCAGCUCAACAACCAACCUAUCCCCUCAAGAGGAAGCAAAACGGCUAGCGGCAUACUCGGCGGGAGAAAAAUACCUCAUCUCGGGCGCUCGGAUCGGCGUCGGAUCUGGCUCGACCGUCAAAUAUCUCGUCGACUACAUGCGUGAUGCUUUCAAAAACGGCAACCUCAUGGAUAUCAAAUGUGUGCCCACAUCUUCAAUGACGAAAAGAUGGCUCGUCGAUGCUGGGCUGCCCGUUACGGAGCUCGGCAUCGUGUCACACUUGGAUAUUUGUAUAGACGGCGCCGAUGAGGUUGAUGACGAAUAUACGCUAAUCAAGGGCGGCGGAGGGUGCCUCUUCCAAGAAAAAGUCGUACAGAAAUCCUCCUCGCGAUUUAUUAUCAUUGCCGACUCCUCGAAGCAAUCAAAGAAACUGGGGGAACAUUACGCGAAAGUGCCGAUUGACGUAAUCCCGUUCGGCCAUGAGACGCUACUGCAAAAUCUCUCUUCGAAACUUGGCGGAAAGUUCAGUGUGCGAUCGGGCAGCGGCAAAAUGGGCCCCGUCAUUACCGACAAUGGUUGCUACAUCGUUGACUGGGAAUUCCCAAAAGAUAAGCUGAUCAACUGGCCGGAAGCUCAUGCAACCCUCAAGGGAUUUACUGGCGUUGUCGAAACCGGGCUCUUCUUCAACUGCGUUGAAAGUGUCAUCUUCGCCUAUCCAGAUGGAUCGAUCAAGGAAUUCGGACCGAAGAUCGUC